AUGGGCUCCGAGGGAUCCGCGCCGGUCGUCGUUCCCAGAAACUUCAGACUUUUGGAAGAACUUGAGAGAGGUGAGAAGGGCAUUGGUGAUGGAACUGUGAGCUAUGGGAUGGAUGAUGCCGAUGACAUAUAUAUGCGCUCCUGGACAGGAACUAUUAUUGGUCCACCCAAUACUGUUCACGAGGGACGAAUCUAUCAAUUGAAGUUGUUCUGUGAUACAGAUUAUCCAGACAAACCACCGACUGUCCGGUUCCAGGCUAGGGUCAAUAUGACAUGUGUGAAUCAAGAAACUGGAAUGGUUGAUCCAAGACGAUUUCCUAUGCUUGGAAACUGGAAAAGGGAACAUACAAUGGAAGACAUCCUCAUCAGCCUUAAAAAGGAGAUGUCAACCCCUCAGAACCGCAGGCUCCACCAGCCUCAUGAAGGCAACGAUGAUCAGAGAGUGGAGCAGAAAGGGCUAGCAGCUAGAUGUGUCGUUAUGUAA
This is a messenger RNA of Triticum turgidum subsp. durum (durum wheat), 483 nucleotides long. The record is from the annotation of a GenBank genome assembly. NCBI's taxonomy places the organism in Eukaryota, Viridiplantae, Streptophyta, Magnoliopsida, Poales, Poaceae.